AUAUAUGUUCGCAUAUGCGAGAAGCGACACCUAUAUGUCAUCACGUUACACCGCCAUUCAUCUGUUCAUCGAUUACCGAUUCGACGAUACAACAGACAGCUUGCGUUUCUUGACGUUUCUGGAUUUCCGCCUCUUCCUUCUUCCAUCAACUGACGUCUAUAAAAGGGGCCUCCAAAGCGUAUGCAACCCUCUUUUUCGUCAUCGAGUGAACCAACAGGUGGAGUGCCGAUCAACAUCGACGAGUGGUUGCAACGAGAGAAUGUGGUCAUCAAGAAAUUAUUGAAGUGAAAGUGAAUUAUGAAAUUAAAUUAAGUAAAUUAGAACUGUAGAGUAAAAGUAACGGUAAAUAAAAGUAAUUAAUGAAGUGAAUUAGGCAAAAAUAAAGUGAACUAGUAAACCUAACCUAACUGUGUACGUGAGAGACUUGCAAGAACUGUAUCUGAGUGUAACGGUGAAGAACGGAAAUAAAAUUGUGUCUCCAAUCGCUGAGCAAUUCGACACUGGUCCUUCGAGCCGGAUAGCGUGAACUCCGCUAGUCCGUCAGCCCGGAAUCUUCGCCGGACCUACCAGAUCUACGCCCGCCACGUGCCAAGGAGGUUAACCGGUUGGAAGUUCUAUACAUACAAGGCAUUCGAACUGCCUUGAGCAGGUAAUUAUCUUUCCAACACCCCUAUCCCUUCUCCGUUGAGCUGCGCGGUCUUCCGCCUUCCAGAUUCCUUCGUUUCCUGGACAUUCUCGUCAUCCCACUACGCUACGCGCCCGUCACGUGUCAAGGAGGUUGGCUGUCUAGAACAUUCUAUACAAGGCAUUGAAAUUGCCUUACUAAGGUAAUUAGUAUUCCAACACUUCCACCCUCUUCUCUUUUGAGCUGCGCGGUCUUUCGCCUUCCAGAUCCGUUUACUUCCCGGAUUCCUUCACUGUAUCGCCACUAUGUCGUCAACGGAACGACGCAUCAAGGGCCUCAAGACGCGUUUGAAGAGCCUACUAACCUCGUUCAAUCUCAUCAAGACCUUCGUGGAAGACUACCAGGAAGAGCGGGAUUCUCGUCAGGUCUCGGUACGUCUUGAGCACCUAUUGACCCUCUGGAGGGACGUCAACGCAACGCAGGCGGAACUUGAGACGCUGGACGACGAGGGUUUGGACCAAUAUCUGAAGGUCCGCACUGACUUCGAGACCAGCUACUUCCACGUAAAAGGCUUCCUACUGUCCGUUAACAAGUCUGCUGAACCCGCCUCACCAUCUGCCUCUCGCUCACCCGCUCAAAACCCGCCAACUUCGUCCUCGGUACGACUACCCGACGUGAAGCUGCCCGUGUUCUCCGGUCACCUCGAUAGUUGGCUUAACUUUCACGAUCUGUUCGUUUCUCUCGUCCACUCGUCCCAUGAGCUCUCCAAUAUUCAGAAAUUUUACUACCUGCGGUCUUCCCUUUCUGGAGAUGCCCUCAAGCUGAUCCAGACUAUCACAAUCAGCGCCAACAACUAUCAGGUUGCGUGGAACUUGCUAGUUGACCACUACCAGAACCCCGUUCUGUUGAAGCAGUCUUACGUAGACUCACUUUUCGAGUUUCCUUCACUCAAAAGGGAAUCUGCUUCGGAGUUACACUCUCUGGUCGAAAAGUUCGAGGCGAACGUCCGAGUACUCAAACAGUUAGGGGAGAAGACGGAGUUCUGGGACAUACUCCUAAUCCGAAUGCUGAGUAGCAGAUUGGAUCCGACAACCAGACGUGACUGGGAGGAGCACUCGUCGACUAAGGCCAACGUUGCGUUCAACGAUCUGACGUCCUUCAUACAGCGUAGAGUCACCGUACUGCAGACGAUCAACAAGCCAAUCGAAGUUCUGUCCCAGAGUGCCCCCAAGAAGCCCGCUCAUCGCUCCGUCGCCAGCCACGGGGCCAGUCAGCCCAACUAUCGCAAGUGUCUCGUCUGCUCUGACCAUCAUCCCUUGUACCUCUGCGCCGUUUUCUCAAAGAUGACCAUCGAAGACAAGGAGAAGGAUGUCCGACGCCACCAACUGUGUCGCAAUUGCCUCCGUAAAGGCCACCAAGCGCGUGAAUGCCCCUCGUCCAGUACCUGUCGCAAAUGCAGAAGCCGUCAUCAUACUCUACUUUGUCCCGGAGAAGCCCUUCCAGUGUCUGCGAACUCCAGAACCUCGGAAGCUGUCCAACCAAAGGCACCCUCUGUUCCCGUCCUACAGGAGCAACCUAGAAACUCUGCCUCUGCCGGAUCGCCCCCCGUUAGCUGCGCUUCUUCCGGUCUGAAACCGAAAAGCGUUCUUCUGGCCACCGCAGUGGUCAUUCUCGUCGAUGACAGUGGAGUCGAGCAUGCCGCAAGGGCCCUCUUAGACUCCGGCAGUGAGUGUUGCUUUAUGACCGAGUCGCUCGCUCAGCAGAUCAAGGCUAAACGCACCAAGAUCAACGUUCCGAUAACCGGCAUCGGACAGUCCUCGACGCACGCCAGGCACAAGCUUCAAUCGACCAUUCGCUCUCGUGUCAGUGGAUAUUCUACCGCCAUAGAGUUCUUGGUACUGCCGAAGGUCACCGUGAACCUACCAUCCACAUCCGUCGAUGUCUCUUCCUGGGAAAUUCCGGACGGAAUCCAACUCGCAGAUCCGUCGUUCCACGAUACGCAACCCGUUCAGCUCGUAUUGGGAGCGGAAAUCUUUUUCGACCUCUUCAAAGUUCCCGGUCGGAUUCAACUCGGUGAGUCGCAACCAAACCUUGUCAACUCCGUCCUCGGAUGGGUUGUAUCUGGAGGAAUUUCCAACUGCCGACCGACAUCUGUCACGGCCAACGUCGCUACAGUCGCCGAUCUCCAUCGCCUCAUGGAGAAGUUCUGGACAAUCGAAGAAACCAACGAGUCUUCCAACUACUCCGUCGAAGAAGCCGCUUGUGAGGCUCACUUCCGUCGUACCGUUUCUCGCUCACCCGAAGGCCGCUACAUUGUUCGACUUCCGUUGAAAUCAGACGUUCUCGCAACACUCGGUGACAAUCGCCGAUCUGCUCUCCGCCGUUUUCAUCUCGUCGAAAAUCGUCUGUCACGCAACCCGGAACUAGGUGGUCAAUACCGAGAAUUCAUGCGAGACUACGAGGAGUUGGGACACAUGCAGCUGGUCCACGACUAUGAAACGCCACCCUCACCUACCUACCAUCUGCCGCAUCACGCCGUCAUCCGUGAAGACAGCACGACCACCAAGGUGCGUGUGGUCUUCGACGCAUCCUGUCGAACAGCAGAAGGAUCAUCCCUAAAUGACGCGUUAAUGGUAGGACCCAUCGUCCAAGAAGAUCUUCGCUCGAUAAUCAUGCGCUCUAGAACCCAUCCCAUAAUGCUCAUCGCCGACAUAAAGCAAAUGUUUCGACAGAUACGAGUCGAUGAACGAGACACACCACUUCAGCGAAUAGUUUGGCGAUCAUCGUCGGACGCACCUAUGGGGACCUAUGAACUGAAGACCGUCACAUACGGCACUGCUAGUGCACCCUUUCUGGCCACCAGAGUACUCCAACAACUCUCCGAGGACGAGCAAGACCGAUUUCCGCAAGCCGCUCAAGUUCUGCGCAAGGACUUCUAUGUGGACGAUUUGUUUUCUGGAGGAAAGACUGUAGCGGAAACCAUCGCACUCCGGAGACAACUUGACUCCUUGCUGUCUGCUGGGGGUUUCGAACUACGAAAGUGGGCAUCUAAUGUCGAAGCUGUUCUAGAAGAAGUUGCUCCCGAUAACCGAGCUCUCAUGACGUCAGUGGACCUAGACCGUGACCAAUGCAUCAAGAGUCUGGGACUUCAUUGGGAGCCUGCGACCGACCAUCUUCGCUACAAAAUCGACUUACCGACGACCAACGACACCCCAAUCUCAAAACGGAUAGCUCUUUCCCAAAUAGCGCGCCUUUUCGACCCACUUGGCCUAGUGGGUCCCGUUAUAACAUCGGCAAAACUAUUUAUGCAGGCUCUGUGGACCCUGAAAUCCGACGAUGGAACAAUAUGGGGUUGGGAUGAAGAACUACCACCUUCCUACAGAGACAGUUGGCUCAACUACACUUCACAGCUGCCACUUCUGAACGAACUGCGCAUCGAUCGUUGCAUCCUCUGUUCAAAUCCCACUUCCAUCCAACUCCACUUUUUCUCGGAUGCAUCAGAAAGUGCAUAUGGUGCAUGUUGCUACAUCCGAUCCUCCAAUUUCGUUGGCGAAACUAAAACGGCACUGCUGACUGCAAGGUCUAAAGUCGCCCCCUUAAGGCGACAAAGCAUCCCACGUCUCGAACUCUGUGGAGCUUUGCUAGCAGCGGAGUUGUACGAGAAGGUAACGGCAUCCUUGAAACUCACAGCCGAAACAUACUUUUGGGUGGACUCGACGAUCGUCAUUUGUUGGCUCAAAUCUACACCGUCAGCGUGGACCACCUUCGUAGCUAACCGCGUCUCAAAAAUACAGCAUGCAACACAAAACUGUCCUUGGAAUCAUGUUUCGGGGCAGCAAAAUCCAGCGGACCAUAUCUCUCGAGGACUUCCAGCGGAAAUUCUGUUAAACGACGAACUCUGGUGGAAAGGGCCACAAUGGUUGGCACUAGAAAAGGAAUUUUGGCCAAUCCAGCACGCGACGUCCGACCUCGACUUCAACAGCAUCCCCGAAGCAAGAAGACCACCCACAAUUGCAAUUGCAGCCGCCACCGAACCAUCUUUCAUCGACCUGUUUAUCGCCAAGUUCUCCAACUACAACAAAAUGUUACGAGUGACUGCCUACUGUCGCCGUUUCCUCCUCCAUCUGCAGCGCAAUCCAAGACCACCCACCACAAUCAUCACCACCGACGAAAUGCAAGCAGCUGAAGCGAUAGUGAUUCGUCUAGUACAGCAACAACUUUUCGCUGCUGAAUGGAAACAGCUGCAACAAUCCCUGCCAGUCUCAUCGAAAUCACGAAUUCGUUGGUUUCACCCUUUCCUUUCCUCCGAUCAGCUGAUUCGUAUCGGCGGACGACUCAAACGGACACAACAACCCUUCGAUAGCAAACAUCAAAUUCUGCUUCCAUCCGCCCACGCAAUCUCUACCCUGCUCAUCCGCUCUCUGCAUGAAACUCAUUUGCACGCCGCACCACAACUGCUGCUCAACAUUCUUCGUCUGAGGUAUUGGAUAACCGGAGCCAGAAGCUUGGCCCGAAAGAUCACCCAACACUGCGUCGUCUGCGUCAGAGCCCGUCCGAAACUCGUCCAGCAGUUCAUGGCUGAGCUCCCAGUCGAACGAGUAACAGCAACCCGACCAUUCUCAAUUACUGGGAUCGAUUACUGGGGACCAAUUGCACUCAAACCAAUCCAUCGUCGAGCAGCCCCCGGUAAGGCAUAUGUUGCAGUUUUCGUUUGCUUUACAACGAAAGCUGUGCAUCUCGAGUUGGUGGGGGACCUAAGCACCGCCAAGUUCAUCCAAGCCCUACGGCGCUUCGUCGCUCGCCGUGGGCUGUGUGCAGAAAUCUUUAGCGACAACGGAAGGAACUUCAUUGGUGCUGCCAACGAACUACGCCAAAUCAUCAACAGUAAACAGCACCAGAAAUCCAUCGCCGAAGAAUGCGCAUCAACUGGCAUACGUUGGCGAUUCAACCCUCCGAAGGCCUCUCACUUUGGAGGACUGUGGGAGGCCGCGAUCCAAUCCGCCCAAAAACAUUUCCUGCGAACCUUGGGGACCCAAACGUUAGGCAUGGAGGACAUGCAAACACUUCUCUCCCAGAUCGAGAGUUGUUUAAACUCUCGUCCAAUUGUUCCGCUGAGUGAUGACCCAUCAGACUUCGAACCACUCAGUCCGGGGCAUUUCUUGACCGGUUCGUCCUUAAAGGCAGCUCCGGACAUCGAUGUCACCACAAUACCAAGUAAUCGGUUGAACAGCUAUCAGCAAAUCCAAAGGUUACUGCAGCAGAUUUGGCAAAGAUGGCACACCGAGUACUUAUGCACACUACAGUCGCGAACCAAAUGGAUCAACCAUCCCGUACCGAUCCAUAGGGGCCAGCUAGUCGUCGUAAAGGAAGACAACACUCCGCCGCUCCAUUGGCCCACUGCGCGGAUUAUCGAUCUGCAUCCAGGGUCCGAUGGUGUCACCCGCGUCGUCACGAUAAAAACAUCUGCUGGAGAAUACAAGCGUCCGGUCUCGAAAAUCUGCAUUCUACCAGUCGCAGUACCCGAUGACAACAAACCAGAGGAUCAUCAACAAAUGACACCCAGCGAUAUCUCCAGCCAAUCAUAGCUUCGUCUACCCGUCAACAGUCGAUGAAGUUGUCCAGCGUAGAACACCUAAAAAUAAACAAAUACAAGGUCCUUUUAUGAAAAGGACAAGUUCUGCAAUCAUUCGUCGCACGUGCAUCAAUUGACGUUUCUCAUCACAACAUCGGCAUGAUCGACAAUCGAGCAACAUCAUGUUGAACAUCGAGGCAACCGUCAGAAUGCGAUCUUCGAAGGGGCCAGGAUGUUCGCAUAUGCGAGAAGCGACACCUAUAUGUCAUCACGUUACACCGCCAUUCAUCUGUUCAUCGAUUACCGAUUCGACGAUACAACAGACAGCUUGCGUUUCUUGACGUUUCUGGAUUUCCGCCUCUUCCUUCUUCCAUCAACUGACGUCUAUAAAAGGGGCCUCCAAAGCGUAUGCAACCCUCUUUUUCGUCAUCGAGUGAACCAACAGGUGGAGUGCCGAUCAACAUCGACGAGUGGUUGCAACGAGAGAAUGUGGUCAUCAAGAAAUUAUUGAAGUGAAAGUGAAUUAUGAAAUUAAAUUAAGUAAAUUAGAACUGUAGAGUAAAAGUAACGGUAAAUAAAAGUAAUUAAUGGAGUGAAUUAGGCAAAAAUAAAGUGAACUAGUAAACCUAACCUAACUGUGUACGUGAGAGACUUGCAAGAACUGUAUCUGAGUGUAACGGUGAAGAACGGAAAUAAAAUUGUGUCUCCAAUCGCUGAGCAAUUCGACAAUAUAGAUUACCAAAUUAGGUCACAUUAUCACGAUUAAUUUACACAAGAGGUUCUCAAACUUUCUCAGUGGGUCGCAACUUUUGAUUUUUAUUGAAUUUGGUGACUCACCAGAAUGUAUUUUCAUAACAUACGUCCGCCUUUCUCACACUAAGGGUCGCGAACCACCAGCCCCAUAAGAAAUACACGCGUUGGUAAAAAAGUUUGAAAAAGGCAAAAAAAUUUGGGCUGACUUUUGAAUAAAUUCAUUUUUUCGCUCUCAUAGGUUUAGAUGAACUUACGUAACGUAGCACAGUGCUCUUUUCGUUUCUCUAAGUCAAAAUUAUGUUAGAGUCCACAAGUGAUCAGUUUCAGUAAACUGUAUGUCUUAAGAAUUUAAGAUAUGUUUGAAAGUUUCUAACACAAAUCAACCCAGUCUGGUUCCAUGCAACAUUACAGGUCACCUUAGAUUUAAGGUACUCCACCACACAAUUUUGAACAAGACAUAGAAUUUAUGAAUAGUCUUUGGAAUAAUUGUGGCAAUUAAGUGCUUUUGAACUAAAAACUUUCAAAAUUUAUUUUAAAAUAUAAGGAAAUAAAAUAAAGAAAUAAAGCAUUUUGUAUCGUGUUUUCUCGAAACAAUGGUUAACCCAUCAAACAGAUCCGGUUGAAUAUGCUUUUCUAUAUUUACGGCGAGUGAGUAAACAUCAAGUAGAGUUCUCAAAAUUAUAAGGCUGCUGUCCUAUUGAAAUUUCAAAUCAGAUCCUUCAUACUCAGUUAUUUUACUUUCGUUUUACUGAAAACACUUUUCAGCUAUUCUGAUUUCUGUUAAAGUACAGAUUAUUGAAAUUCAGUACAAUUUUACUAAAAUUAAGCUUUACCGGAGUUUGGUAAAAACAGAAAAGUCGGUAGUGGUUCGUUCGUUGAUUGAUUUCUGAAAUUGGCUGAUUUAUUUUUUAACUGAACUUAAUGUGUAAAUCUAACUGAAAAUGCUACACAGUUCGAAAAAAAAACUGUAAAUUUAUGACGGAUCGAAUGUAACAAAAGGACCCCGUCAUAUAUUAUGGAAAUUUUUUUGUGAUCUUCAAAUUACAUUGCAGAUAUCUUUUAGAAAAUAUAAAUAAAAUUUGAGCUCAGAGCAAGAAUUAAACUCAGAUCCUUGGGGCGUGAGUAGCACGCCCGAGCUCCCUCGGCUAUCUCUGCCUGUUGUAAAGCAGACAGUCAAAGUUAAACUGCUUCUACCAUAGUGCACGCAUUCCCGACAUACUCCGGCUGCUGCAGAGAGUGCUGAGAGAGACAACGUGGAAACCGCCACAGCUGCGAGGAGGGUGCAAAAUGUUCAUAGUCAUUUACUGAAAACAGCACGAAUUUGAAUGAUUCUGCACUGAAUAUUCAAAACAAACAAAUUCAUAUACGCUAUCCCUCUUCACACAGUCAGUCAAUUCGUAGUCAUUGAAUAUGUAGCCGAUCGAGAAACAUCUUCAUAAUUACCUACGUUUAUGGCUACGAUUCCUUCCAAAAAACACUUCACAACAAUCAAAUGGGAAAAUAUCUGUGUGAAGCAUCGUUAAAUGUAAUCGAAACGUUAGUACUUUAUCAGCAAUUUAACACUUUGUAAGAUGUUUGCAAAUAUUCAUUGUCUUUCAUUCAGUUGACAAACGAGUAUCGAACAAUGAAUAUGAAUAUGCAGGCAAGUGAAUGAAAAUUGCCACACAGUGAACUUCAACUCGUCUGCUCGAAAAUUUUACGCCCUGGCUGAGAGCAGCCGUUCAUUUAGCUGAUGACGGAGAGUGGCUGGCAUGAUUUAUAGUAAAUGCAUGUAAAUUUAAAGCGAAUAUGCAUUAAAAUCUGUGUAUGUCUUAAGAAUUUAAGAUAUGUUUGAAAGUUUCUAACACAAAUCAACCCAGUCUGGUUCCAUGCAACAUUACAGGUCACCUUAGAUUUAAGGUACUCCACCACACAAUUUUGAACAAGACAUAGAAUUUAUGAAUAGUCUUUGGAAUAAUUGUGGCAAUUAAGUGCUUUUGAACUAAAAACUUUCAAAAUUUAUUUUAAAAUAUAAGGAAAUAAAAUAAAGAAAUAAAGCA
Messenger RNA from Aedes albopictus (Asian tiger mosquito), 8989 nucleotides. RefSeq lists its product as uncharacterized. The transcript has 2 exons. The coding region runs from base 931 to 6210 and encodes 1759 amino acids. Gene Ontology annotation, molecular function: zinc ion binding; nucleic acid binding. Gene Ontology annotation, biological process: DNA integration. The record is from RefSeq and is a predicted model, not a curated record. NCBI's taxonomy places the organism in Eukaryota, Metazoa, Arthropoda, Insecta, Diptera, Culicidae.